This is a messenger RNA of Rhipicephalus microplus (southern cattle tick), 1146 nucleotides long. RefSeq names its product polyubiquitin-C. Gene Ontology annotation, molecular function: protein binding. NCBI's taxonomy places the organism in Eukaryota, Metazoa, Arthropoda, Arachnida, Ixodida, Ixodidae. The record is from RefSeq and is a predicted model, not a curated record.
AUGCAGAUUUUUGUGAAGACACUCACAGGAAAAACUAUCACGCUCGAAGUUGAGCCGAGUGACACCAUUGAAAAUGUCAAGGCGAAAAUUCAGGACAAGGAAGGAAUUCCUCCUGACCAGCAGCGUCUGAUCUUCGCCGGCAAGCAGCUUGAGGGCGGCCGUACGCUGUCUGAUUACAACAUUCAGAAAGAAAGUACCCUUCACCUUGUGCUGCGGCUUCGUGGAGGCAUGCAGAUCUUUGUCAAGACUUUGACUGGCAAGACGAUCACGCUGGAAGUUGAACCCAGCGACACGAUCGAGAACGUAAAAGCAAAGAUCCAAGACAAGGAGGGAAUUCCACCAGACCAGCAGCGUCUCAUCUUCGCUGGCAAACAGCUCGAGGACGGCCGUACACUCUCGGACUACAACAUUCAGAAAGAGUCCACUCUUCACCUUGUGCUGCGGCUUCGUGGAGGCAUGCAGAUCUUCGUCAAGACUUUGACAGGCAAAACGAUCACGCUAGAAGUUGAACCGAGUGACACGAUCGAGAACGUCAAAGCAAAGAUCCAAGACAAGGAGGGAAUCCCACCUGACCAGCAGCGUCUCAUCUUUGCCGGCAAGCAGCUCGAGGACGGCCGCACGCUCUCAGACUACAACAUCCAGAAAGAGUCCACCCUACACUUGGUGCUGCGACUUCGCGGCGGCAUGCAGAUUUUUGUCAAGACACUCACCGGUAAAACCAUCACGCUUGAAGUCGAGCCGAGUGACACCAUUGAAAAUGUCAAGGCAAAAAUCCAGGACAAGGAAGGGAUCCCACCUGAUCAGCAGCGUCUUAUCUUUGCGGGCAAACAGCUAGAAGACGGCCGCACCCUGUCUGACUACAACAUUCAAAAGGAGUCGACCCUUCACCUUGUCCUCCGGCUGCGCGGAGGAAUGCAGAUCUUCGUGAAGACCCUCACCGGCAAGACCAUAACCCUAGAGGUUGAGCCUAGCGACACCAUUGAAAAUGUGAAGGCUAAAAUCCAGGACAAAGAGGGCAUUCCACCGGACCAACAGCGUCUCAUCUUUGCAGGCAAGCAGUUGGAGGACGGGCGUACUCUCUCCGACUACAAUAUUCAGAAGGAAUCGACCCUCCACCUGGUCCUGCGGCUUCGCGGUGGCCAGUAG